GUCAGCCGCAGGCAAACUGUCUCUUCACUUCAAGAUAUUGCUGUCUUUCUCUUCAGGUUAUAUUUGAUUUUUGAUUUCGAUCACAAUUAAGAUGCACAGGGCCUACCAGCCGAUAACUCCCGCGAACAACAAGCUCUUGAAGAAACGAUGGGAUAUGAGCAGAUACCAUACGCACAGGAGAAAGGUGCAGUCAGCCAAAGCAGUCAUUGAUAACAAGCCUCCUCAGACCUACAUGCAUUUACAUCUUAAGCUUAAGAAGUUACAGGUCGAGGAAGAAACAUUGGCCACUAUUGAAAGAGACAAUCGUAUCCUGCUGGAAAAGAUGUCAUUUGUAAUGAGGACUCGUGGACGAGUGGAUAACAGGAAUGACUACGAACACAAGAGUUUGAACAAAACAAAGAGACAAAGGGAACUUCUCAGAGUCACUCAUGAAAACCAAGCUAUUUUAAAACGGAUAUCUUCAAAAGAGCCACAUUAUAACCAUCUUCAAUGGGAGGAUGAAUGGCAAAUCAAUGAAACAUACAUGGACAACAUCUCCAAGUAUCCAAAGGACUGGUACAAACAAUUGACACGCAAGAAGAAACCAAAACAAGAGGAGACAAGCGAGCGACCUAAGAAUGACAAGCGACACAGCUCAAAUCAGUCAGACAAAGCCACUAAGGAAGCCAAGGACAAACAAGAAUCAUCCGAUAAUGGCAACGGUGCAGGAGCUGGAGGCAAAUCUGAUGAAGACAAAGAUGCAGUACCGGAAUGAAGAAACAGUGCCUUAAUUUAUAAAUUAUAAGAGUGCAAUGGAUAAGUUAAUGUUAUUGUAUAAUGCGACUUAAAAUUUUGUAAAUAAGAUUUUUUUAUCAGAGUGCGAUAAUUUAAAGUUUUUCUUUUCCCAAAACUUCACAUUUUUGUUUUACUUUUUAUAAAGAAAGAAGUCAAGAUUUUCUUUUUGAGUGUGAUUUUCAUCUUUUGUGAUGCAAAGUUUAUAACUAAAUACAGUUCAGGUUUGUAAGAAGAAAUUCAAUUUAAUUUUAAUAAUCUUGGGUAGCCUUGAAGCAUUAUCCUGCUGACUUAAAUUUCUGUCAAUUUUGGUAGCUGUGCUCAGGGAUCUGUUGUUAUGGAUGUAAACUCAACUGAGCUGUUUUAAAUUACAUUUUAAUGUAAUAAAUAAAUGGCAUACAUUACUGAAAAGUAUUCAUUUAUCCUUUUAUGGGCUUGUUUAAUGUUCUUAGUCAUUUCAACCAUGCAACUUAUUAAUAGUCAGUGUGGGGAAUUUGUGAGUCGAUCUUUUUGAAAUAACAAUGGAAAACUACCCUGAUAUGCCAGUGAGUGAUGAAUGCCGAGCAUAAAAGAAAUAAAGUAUGAACGAAUCAUUCAGA
Orbicella faveolata is the source of this 1370-nucleotide messenger RNA. RefSeq names its product sperm axonemal maintenance protein CFAP97D1-like. Lineage: Eukaryota; Metazoa; Cnidaria; Anthozoa; Scleractinia; Merulinidae. The record is from RefSeq and is a predicted model, not a curated record.